AUGAGAUAUAUCGCUGCAAUUGCUCUUGCUUUGGGGGCUACAAAGGCAUUGAUGCCAUACCCUCGGGUUAUUGAAGUAACAUCCCCAACCGUUGCUUUCAUAAGUGAUGAAAUUGUACCCGAAUUCUCUGAAAACCCAAUUGACGUUGUUCUUGGCGGCUUCCUGAGAUUCAGAAACGUGGUGUUUAAUACCAAAUGGUACCCAGCCGCAGGUUUGGGAACUACGAAUGGUUACGCGAGUAAGCCAGCAGCUGGUGAGGUUUACAAUUCUACCACAAUUGAAAGAAUCGAGUUUCAUGUCAGCAAUCCUGCAGCCGAUCUUCAGUUCGGAGUCAACGAACUGUACACUUUGAUAUCGGGGGGCGACCUGAUCAUAAUCAACUCCGAGACUCCAUGGGGAGCAUUGAAUGCCUUAUCUACACUUCAGCAAUUGAUAAUUUUCGAUAAUGAUAAGUUUUAUUUAAAUGGGACUUAUCGAAUUGAAGACAAGCCAUAUUUUCGCCACCGUGGUAUUAUGCUCGACACUGCGAGAAACUUCUUAAGCGUCGAAACCAUAAAAAACCAAAUCGAGGUUAUGGCUUUGGCGAAACUAAAUGUUCUUCACUGGCAUAUCAUCGACAGUCAAUCUUGGCCUUUGGAGGUUAUUUUUUACCCCAAUAUGACAAAGGACGCUUACUCUCGUACCGAAGUGUAUACACACUCGGAUAUCAAACACGUUGUCGCUUUUGCUAGGGCUCGUGGGGUCCGAGUAAUACCGGAAUUGGACAUGCCGGGACACGCUAAUGCUGGCUGGCGCCAAGUUGAUAGUGACAUAGUGGUGGAUGGUGAUCGUUUUUGGAACGACGAACCACUGGUUGCGGCUGAGCCUCCUCCUGGGCAGUUAGAUCCUUCCUUGAACAAAACUUAUGAAGUGGUGAGCAACGUGUUCAAUGAAGUUGGACCUCUAUUCCUGGAUAACUUUUACCAUGCUGGAAUGGAUGAAAUAUUUCCCGCGCUCUACAACGAUCUGGAGUCAAUUAAAGAUUGGUUAAACCAAGGCAACCGCUCCUACAACGACUUGCUCCAGUAUUGGGUUGACAAGACCUUGCCAGUAUUCAAGGGGCGCACUAACACUACUCGAGUGGUUAUGUGGGCCGAUGUACUUGUAGGUGAUAUUCAUGCCUACAACCUUUCCCAAGAUGUGGUGCUUCAACAAUGGCGCGGGGGUGAAAACGUUCUCAAUAAUUUGAUUGCCACAGGUCAUGAUGUUAUCGUGUCCACUUCAGAUUUUUUGUAUCUUGACUGCGGAAAUGGUGGCUUCCUUUUCAAUGACCCAAUUUAUAUCGACAUUCCACAGAACCAAGCAACACUUCAUGGCGCUGGGGGUUCGUGGUGUGGACCUUACAAAACCUGGCAAACCUUAUACGACUUCAACAUCUUGGUGAAUUUGACUGAAAGCGAGGCCAAGCACGUGUUGGGCGCUGAAGCGCCGUUAUGGGGCGAGCUAAUUGACGACUCUGUGGUGUCGAUUAAGUUGUGGCCGCGUGUUGCCGCAUUAGCGGAGAAUCUAUGGAGUGGCAAUCGCGAUAAAGACGGGUACUUGCGGACAAACACGGUGUCGUCACGGAUUCUCAAUUUUCGUGAAUACGUUCAGCAGGCAUACGGUGUUAAGACUCAUCCACUUGUACCUCGGUGGUGUUACCGUAACCCUAGUCAGUGUGACAUCACUGCGAACCAAACGCUGCUUCGAAAGGGAGGUAAAGGUCAGUAUUAUGAUUUUUAG
Diutina rugosa is the source of this 1761-nucleotide messenger RNA. RefSeq names its product Hex1p (gene HEX1). The record is from RefSeq and is a predicted model, not a curated record. The transcript has a single exon. Gene Ontology annotation, biological process: carbohydrate metabolic process; glycosaminoglycan metabolic process. The coding region runs from base 1 to 1761 and encodes 586 amino acids. Gene Ontology annotation, cellular component: membrane. Gene Ontology annotation, molecular function: beta-N-acetylhexosaminidase activity. NCBI's taxonomy places the organism in Eukaryota, Fungi, Ascomycota, Pichiomycetes, Serinales, Debaryomycetaceae.